CUUUGAGUGCAACUUUUCUGUGAAACAGCUUUUUGGUAUAACUGUUGCUCAGUGUUAAAGUUAUUUACUUACAGCUUAUAAGGAUCAACAGGAGAUCAUGGAGUUACAAUAACUGAUUCCAUUGAAGGUCUAAAAAGGACUCUUCACCAGAAAAUCCCUGAUGAAACACUGAGCAUCUUUCACCCCUACAUCCAUUAUCUUCCGUCAAUCUGAGGUUGGGUGUUGGGGGCAGCAGACUUCCUUCUCCCCUGCCUCUUGAGUCAGCUCCUUAGGGGGGAAUCCCAAGGCGUUCCCAGACCAGCUGAGAGACAGAGUCCUUCCAGCGUGUCCCAGGUCUUCCUCUGGGUCUCCACCCAGUAGAUCCUGACCGGAGCACCUCAUCAAAACUGAAGCUCAUAAAAGUGAAUUAUCCCAUCAGCACUGAAGAUUUCAGUAUCUUUAAAACAUCUUAGAUUUGAAGAGAGGGGAUUUCCACUAUGAGAGAUCGAUUGGAGGAGCUGCAUCAGACAGCUCAGGAGUUGUCAAGGCCAACAGCCGGCCCUACCAAUCCUUUCUCAGAGGAGGGUGAUGAUGAUGAAUCUGUGGAAGCUGGGACCAUUACGCAGCAGGCCGUGGUGUUUGAGGAGGAACCAGUCAUUCAGAAUUUCCUCUCUGAGGCUCAGCAAAUCAGAGAUGACAUCUCAACACUUGAAACAGAGGUCCUGAAGUUCUGUCAGCAGCAGAAGACCCUGGUGGCAACCAUGCGUCGCUUUAGUGUGAUGAAGAAAGAGAGCAGCAUAAAACGAGACAUCAAGCUGCAGGCCGAAAGCCUCCACCGCCGUUUAGACGGCCUUUCAAAACAAGCCCAAAGAACUGAAGACCAGCUGGGAACUAAUGCUGUCGCAGUGAGAAUACAACGCUCCCAGCAUGCAGCUCUGCAUCGCAGAUUUCAGCAGGUGAUGCGCCAGUAUAAUGAAGGUCUGCUGACCAAGCAGGAUCGUUGUAAGCACUUCAUUAUGCGGCAGCUGGAAAUAUUGGAAAAGAAUGUAACAGAGGAGGAGGUGAAUGAGAUGGUCGCCACAGGAAAUUGGGAGGUGUUCAACGAGAACUUGCUAAAUGAUGUCAGAAUCACACGGUCACAACUCUCUGAGAUCGAACAGCGACACAGGGAACUCUUGAGCCUGGAGAACAAUAUGAAAGAACUAAAAGACCUCUUCAUGGAUAUCUUCAUGCUUGUAGAGGAACAAGGGGCUGACAUUGAACACAUUCAAACUAAUGUUGAGCGAACACAAGAUUACGUAGCUGUAAGUAAUGAGAAGUUCAAGGCGGCAGCAAGAUAUAAGAAGAAGAACCCGAUUCGACAGCUGUGCUGCUGCUGUUGUCCUCCCUGGAGAUGCUGCAUGUGAAACAAGAGCAUUUUGUGCCUGAGAGUUUGUUCCAAAUAAGGUUUUAUUUCAAACACUUGUGACUAACUUAGAAGUCAGCAACAUAAGUGACAUUAAAAGGAAGGUAAAGGUGUCGAAGUUGUUGCUGCUGCUAAAAAAGAGCAAUGGUGAGUAGAGAUGCAGCAGAGCACAGAAAACAAUUAAAGAGGAGGGAAGGAAUUGCUAUGGGAAGGUACUUGUUUCUUUCAGGAGGAGGUGAAGCGACUGCGAUUGGAAGACACAGUUCAGUGAGUUCUACUCACCAACAUUGUUGCUUAUUGGAGACCUUCACUGUCAUCUGACAGAGGUCACAAACAAGAGGAGGCUACUGACACUGCUGGAUCAGCAAAAACAAUAUUCCGGCCCUUCUUCUUGAAAAGUAAAGCACUGUUUUUUUCCCUUCUGCCAUAAGAAUCCUAUUGGGGAUAGAAUUGUUUUUUUCAAAACAUGCACUUUACAGGAUUCACUUUUCAUUUUGGGGGGCAUGAAGCAAAAUUUUCUCAUAAGGAGGAAAAUUUUAUCUUCAGAAAAAAAAAUAUUUUGCAUAGAUUUUAUUCUUGGCAAUGUAUUGAUUUAAAAAAUACAUUAGAACAUGUACUGUAUUUCAAGUCCUAAUCAUUUUUAAUUCUAUUUUGUAUUAAUUUGGGCAGUUUUAUGUGAGCAGAAUACAAAUAUUUCUGGCAUGACAAAACCUUUAAACGUUGCUAAAUUUAGUAAUCACCAGCCCUUUAAAUGAAAUGUAAUGCAUAAUCUUUCAAAGUUUUUUCUUUGUGUAUAAUAUUAAUUUUAAAUCUG
Molecule: messenger RNA, 2198 nt
Organism: Gambusia affinis (western mosquitofish)
Lineage: Eukaryota; Metazoa; Chordata; Actinopteri; Cyprinodontiformes; Poeciliidae
Gene: stx19
Product: syntaxin 19
Exons: 6
Coding region: 477-1385 (302 amino acids)
Biological process (GO): exocytosis; synaptic vesicle fusion to presynaptic active zone membrane; intracellular protein transport
Cellular component (GO): synaptic vesicle; presynaptic active zone membrane; endomembrane system
Molecular function (GO): SNAP receptor activity; SNARE binding
Source: RefSeq, a predicted model, not a curated record